Molecule: messenger RNA, 1377 nt
Organism: Morchella sextelata
Lineage: Eukaryota; Fungi; Ascomycota; Pezizomycetes; Pezizales; Morchellaceae
Exons: 9
Coding region: 1-1377 (458 amino acids)
Source: RefSeq, a predicted model, not a curated record
AUGUUCAGUCGGAAGAGCGUGUCUGGGCAUGAUAGGCGUCUUGCGCGCGAGUGGCGCGACCGACAGAACGUGCUACCGGCGGGUGUGGUCAUCAAAAACUCGUUCAAUCACUCAAAGAUCGACCUUAAUACUGCACCGGUGAACACGCUGGCGGGAUUUGUGAAGAGAACAUCCGGGGCACUACGGGCAGCCAGGGGCAAGACGGGGGGCAGGAAGAGGAAGCGGAAUGCAGAAGUCGAGCCAGUGUCAAUAAUGCAGACAUCCCCAGGUGGCUAUACCCCGCCUUAUACUUUCCCCUAUACAGUCAACUUACAGCUCUCCCUACCAGUUCUGAACCCGGCAAUAUCCUCGCACCAAGACCUACCUUCCUCAUGCUUCACAGACUACCACCAAACCAUGAGAACCACUCAUAAAUGGCUUCUUCCCAGCGGAAAGCAUCUAGAGGAUAUCCUCUAUGAUAACUACAAAGACUCAGUGGUCGUGCUCGCGGUGCACUCAUGUGUUGUUGACACUGGCGAUACCAGUGUGGAAUCCUGCUUCAAUGAUGAGGAUUGGAAGGCCAUUUGCGAGCAGGUAACGCCGCUACCAGAGGCGGAUAGAGUCCUGGUGGAGUCAAUGCGGCGGUUUAUGGGGCUCCAAGAUGCCGCCAACCUCCGUGAGGCGGUGUAUAGCACGUCCUUCCUGAAAUCUGGUGAAGCUUUCGACGCGGAUAAACACCAAGGCCCCGCAUGGGUCGACCUUGUGAUGCGUUCAUUCCUUGACUUGUACGAAAACCCCACACUCUUCGACAAGUACGACAACUCCGAGAACUGGUACACUGUCUACAUCUGGUCCUCUCUCUUUGAUCGAUCCAUGCCCACCCUCCCCGGCAGCCGCAUCAGCCGAGGCGAAUCAGCUUCCACCUCAGCCGCCGAGCGCAAGAACCGCGACCCCACAAAGCGCAAGCGCCCUGGUCACCUCUACGGCGGUGUCCUCCACAUUGACUACCAUGAAGCAGGCGUAAUGGAGCAUUCCAAAUGUUUCAUAACCGAGACGCCACGUAAGUGGGUCGCGGACCGUUUGAAGGUGGUCAAGGUGCUACACGAUAUGCUUUAUGAUCUUGAGACUCGUGUUAACAACAAUCCCGAGAUUCUAAGGCUGUUACCGGUGGUGGGGCUCGUGUCGGCAGUCCCGACCAUGGUGGCAGACUAUGAGCCGCUGUUUGCGAUCUUGGUGAGCUUCUGGAGACAUAGGACACUCAUGCAUGGCUUCAAGGCAAUCGUGACAUGCAGAGCUGCCACUAGUGAGGACUUGGUCGCUAGGCUGAUGAAUGCAGGCUCGGGGGUGCUGAAGAGGGAGCAUGUGCUGCCGAGCUCCGUGGAGACAGACGGGGAAUGA